UUUUACUACUUCAGUUUUGCUAUAACCACAACUUUUCUCCUCCCUUGCCUGCCCGCAUUUAGAUUUGUGGUUGCUAUGGCAACAGCAGGACUGCGCAAUAGUGCUGAGCGUUGUUGUACUCAGUGUGCAUGUAAAUGGCGCAUGGCGUGCUGGGGGUGGGCCUCUCCAUCACAACCCCAUCCUCCAUCAGUGCUGCAGCUCAGGCACGGGAGUCUUUCUGAGGGGGCGGGGACUGUUCCGAUGCAGAGGGAUGCUCCGCAGCCCCACGCUGGACCAACCACUCUGGAAAUCCCUGCUCACAUCCACACAGCACGCGCAUAUACACACACACGAACACGCUGACUGGCACCGACUCCCUCAAACUCCCAGCAUCUGUGCUCCAUCCUUCCUCUCCUCUCCUGUCUGUCCCCGGUCUCCUCUCUUGUCCUCUCUCACUGUGUCUCUUAUCGGCGCUCCGUCAGCCGCAGCUCUGACUCACUCAGCUCUUCUUUUCCCAAUUUGAGCCAGCGAGACCCGGGAACAUGUCCUCCAACCUGACCUCCGGGAACACAGCCGGGGGCACAGGGGCCAAAAACAAGCCCUUGUCUCCCUUCAGGAAGAGGGGAAGCCUGCAGUACACAGCCAGCACAGUUGAUCUCCGUGGUACCCGCCACCUCCUCACUUCCCAGCAUUCCUUGCCUGGGAUCCCUGUGGCCUUGAAACAAUCCAUUGACCUACGUACUUCCAUGGAUGGAAAAUACAAGGAGAUUGCCGAAGAGCUGUUCUCACGCAGCCUGGCAGAGAGCGAGAUGCGGAGCGCCCCCUAUGAAUUUCCAGAGGACAGCCCCAUUGAACAGCUGGAGGAGAAACGUCAUCGCCUUGAGCGACAGAUCAGCCAGGAUGUCAAGUUUGAACCUGACAUACUCCUACGAGCCAAGCAAGAGUUCAUGAAGACUGACAGUGCCACAGAUCUUGAAUACAUGAAGGAGCAGAGCCAAAUUCCUGACCUGCAGGAGAGAGAACCGGUCCCUGAGAAGGAGUACCAGCGAGUCACUAUUUCUGGAGAAGAGAAAUGUGGGGUUCCAUUUACAGAUCUGCUGGAUGCUGCCAAAUGUGUAGUGAAGGCUCUGUUCAUCAGGCAAAAGUACAUGGGCCUGUCGCUGCAGAGCUUCUGCAGAACCACUGCUCGUUACCUGCAGGAGCUGAGUGAGAGACCCCUAGACUUAGAUAUCUAUGAGGAAGAGAUCCCAGAAACCACAGUCACUGCAAAUGCCACAGUGCACCCACCUGUUUCUGAAACACACCCCUAUGAGAACGUGGACCCCACCAGCAUGCCCCCUGAUAUGGGUUACGGCUGUAAGAUGGUGGAUGGUGUUAUGCACUUGUACACGACGAGGAACACUAUGGAUAAGACCACAGAGCUGGAUCUGCCGUAUCCAGAUCUGCAGGAGUACAUCGCUGAUAUGAACGUCAUGAUGGCUCUCAUUAUAAACGGGCCAGUAAAGUCCUUCUGCUAUAGACGUCUGCAAUACCUCAGCUCCAAAUUCCAAAUGCACAUCCUGCUCAAUGAGAUGAAAGAGCUGGCUGCACAGAAGAAAGUCCCACAUCGAGACUUUUAUAAUAUCCGUAAGGUUGACACGCACAUUCAUGCUUCCUCUUGUAUGAACCAGAAGCACCUUCUACGUUUUAUCAAAAGAGCCAUGAAGAAGUAUCCCAAAGAGAUUGUACACGUGGAAAGAGGCAGGGGUCAGACACUGAUGGAGGUGUUUGAGAGCAUGCACCUUACAGCCUUUGACCUGAGUGUUGACACACUGGACAUGCAUGCAGAUCGUAACACUUUCCACCGAUUUGACAAAUUCAAUGCCAAAUAUAAUCCCAUUGGCGAGUCCAUCCUGAGAGAGAUCUUCAUCAAAACGGACAACUACAUUGAGGGGAAAUACUUUGGUCACAUUAUUAAGGAGGUGAUGGCCGACUUGGAGGAGAGCAAGUACCAGAACGUGGAGCUCAGGCUGUCAAUCUACGGCCGCUCCAGAAACGAGUGGGACAAACUGGCCAGAUGGGCAGUCAAACAUCAGGUCUACUCCGACAACGUGCGCUGGCUUGUCCAAGUGCCACGACUCUUUGACGUCUACCACACGAAGAAGCAGCUGUGCAACUUCCAAGAAAUGCUGGAGAAUAUCUUCAUGCCUCUCUUUGAGGUUACGGUCGACCCCAGCAGCCACCCAGAGCUGCACCUCUUCCUUCAGCACGUUGUGGGUUUCGACAGCGUGGAUGAUGAAUCAAAACCAGAGCAACAUAUCUUCAACCUGGACAGUCCGCUCCCAGUCAACUGGACAGAAGAGGACAACCCGCCCUAUUCCUACUACCUCUACUACAUGUAUGCAAACAUGACUGUGCUGAAUCACCUGCGCAGGCUGCGGGGGUUCCACACACUCGUCCUGCGUCCUCACUGUGGCGAGGCAGGGCCGAUCCAUCACCUGGUUUCUGGUUUCAUGCUGACCGAGAAUAUCUCCCAUGGGCUGCUGCUCAGGAAGGCUCCUGUGCUGCAGUAUCUAUACUACCUAGCCCAGGUAGGCAUCGCCAUGUCUCCUCUCAGCAAUAACAGCCUGUUUCUCAGCUACCAUCGUAACCCACUACCAGAGUACCUGUCCAGAGGCCUCAUGGUCUCUCUGUCUACAGAUGACCCUCUGCAAUUUCACUUUACCAAGGAGCCAUUGAUGGAAGAGUACAGCAUUGCUGCUCAAGUGUGGAAACUGAGCUCCUGUGACAUGUGUGAGCUUGCCAGAAACAGUGUACUGAUGAGUGGAUUUUCUCAUAAGGCAAAGCGUUACUGGCUGGGCCCAAACUACAUUAAAGAGGGACAGGAAGGCAAUGACAUCAGGCGAACCAACGUUCCUGACAUCCGUGUGGCGUACCGGUACGAGACCAUGUGUGAGGAGCUAAAUUUAAUCACACAGGCCAUUCACACAGAUGAGCUGGAGACCAUCAGAGAGGAGGGAAGUCUUUGUAUGGGAGCUGUGCAGGCGGAGAAGUGACCGUGCUGCACAACACAAACAAAAUUCUCACCACAUUCCCUGUUUUUACAUCAGGACAUUGCACAGAUUUACAUGUAAACAUAUCACAUCAUGUAAAAAGAGAAAAGCUACGCUACAGGAAGAUAAUGAGAGCUGCUGGUAGCCAAUAUCAGGGAGAGAAUUUAUAGUCUGUGCACCCAAGGUGUUUGCUUCUUUUAGUUUUUUGAGUCCCUCUUUCUUUAUGUUAUCACAGUAAUUAGAAUUUCAUAACAUCUUUUGUUCUUUAUUUUGUUUUGUUUUUUUAAUGGUUUGUGACCAUAUCGUGUCAUAUUUACAUGUUUGUACAAUGUAAUUCUUCCUGUAUCAGAUUUGAGUAACAUUCACAUUCAAAAUUUUAAUCAACUCAUAAAAAAUACACUGGAUCCAACAAAGAAUUAAGACUCCAGCGUAACGCCAUGCAGAUCUCUUUUAGGCCUUUCGUGCAAUUUAAGUGAACCAAGAUCAACUGUCUUGAGAAUCCGUAAAAGGCUUAAACUAUUAAGAAAGGAGAGGGCAUAGAAACUAUUCAACUAUGUCUCAAAAGUAAGGCGGGUGUUCAAGGCACCAGUAAUGCAGGCCAUACAGAGGAUACGUGGAUGACUGGAAAUGUACUGAAGAGUGUUGCGUAAGAGUCCCAUGGAGAGUAAACUAAAGUUGACUAUAUAGACGUGGAAGGCUGCCAGAGAAAUGGAGCAGAUGAACUCCCAGGAUUUUAUAACCUGAAAUAACCUGAACCUUAAACUUAAACAAAGCAGGAUACAGCAAGAAUUCAUAUUACUUUUAGACCAACAAAAUAAACUACGCCUUGCAGUCGCAGUGAAACCUGAGGAAAGAGUUAAACACUAGCGUGGACUCAAGGACAAACUGAUUAGAAUUCAGUGGUCAAAGAUUAAAGUCAUCGUGACUUCACGAAUUCACUGGUCCUUGGUUCUUACUUUAAAUUACUUCAAAAUCCACACAUCCACAGUAUUAGUAAAAGCAAAUUUGCAUCUACAGAUUGUGGUUUGUGUAACAAGUUGAGCUGCAGCAGUCAUGCCCUUUUUAUGAACAGCUGAUUGAUUUUGACUGAAUGGGGUCACACGUGUUUCCAGUCACACUAACUUAAUUAUUAUUGGGUUAUUUGAGACUUAGAUGUUCAAAUAUAAUUUUAACUUGAGCGUUUCUUGGCAAAUGAUUUUGUAGCUGCUAGUCUAGUCAGGGGGGUUUGAUCUGUUUAUAGCGAGUCUGUCAGAGUUUAUUAAAAGUUUAACCUGCUUCAGUAACAUUUUUGUUUCCUUGUAGAAAAGGAAUUCCCCCCCCGAGCAGACAGAAACUUAAAAUGCUAACACACCCAUUCCUAAAUUAACAGCCAAAUAAAUUACAAAUAUUACUUAUUGCUUAAUAGUUUCUGAAAUCGUGACAUUUACUAAAUCAUGACAUUUGUAGUGAAUCGGUUCAGCAUCCGGUACAACAGCCUUUUAAUAAUGUCCGUAGUAAAAAUGACGAACUUGGUUGAAUUGUUGUGGGUAUAUGGUUGACAUUUCUGCUAUAAUUACCCACUGGACCUUAUGCAGGGUAACUAGCUUAAAAAGUCUCAGUCUUCAGAUAGUUUUACUGUUAUUUUAGCAGUCGUUUCAAUGACUCAGUGCAGUGAAGGCACAUAAGCACGCUUCUCAUUUGUAUUAUACUCCUAGUUUGUGACAUUGUUUCUGGCAGUCUAAACUUAAUUAUGGUACCAUCUGUCCUUUACAUUAAGUUAUUUCUGAGUAAUAGUACAGUGAGUGGUGCAUGCUUAUCCCCUCCCUCGGUGUUCCCUCCUUGCACAAGUUCAACCAUUGCCAAAUCAACAAAAAGUCAUUUUUAUACAGAACUGAGAAUCUGCUAACUUGACAAACUCCUGCCUUCAGUUUAGGUCCUGGUGUCAUCAAAAGGCUGCUUGUUGCUAUUUCAAAAGCAUUGUGUGUCCUCCCACAGAAACGUGUGUGUGGUUUGUGUUCAGUAAAGCUGUUUGUGUCUGUAAAAAAUAAAUC
This is a messenger RNA of Pundamilia nyererei, 5041 nucleotides long. RefSeq names its product adenosine monophosphate deaminase 2b (gene ampd2b). Gene Ontology annotation, molecular function: AMP deaminase activity. The transcript is spliced from 18 exons. Gene Ontology annotation, cellular component: cytosol. Gene Ontology annotation, biological process: AMP metabolic process; IMP salvage. NCBI's taxonomy places the organism in Eukaryota, Metazoa, Chordata, Actinopteri, Cichliformes, Cichlidae. Bases 522 to 3014 code for a protein of 830 amino acids. The record is from RefSeq and is a predicted model, not a curated record.